UUGAAGCAGUCUUCAAUUUAGUUUGUGCAACUUUUGGUUAAGAAUAGAAUUUUUUAUUGAGAUUAUCAUUGUGCAAUAAAUAAAUUUGAAUAAAUGAAAAUGCGUUUAGUUGAGAAAAACGAAGAACGAGCUUUUAUCAUCGAUUGUCUUAAAGUAUACAAGUCUCUUCCAGCGUUAUGGGACGCCAAAUCGCCGGAAUACCGCAAGAAAGAUAAAAAGAAUGAAGCUUAUGAGAUUUUAGUUCGUAAAUUUCGAGAGAAGUAUACAAACAUAAAUCGGAAAGAUGUGACCAAAAAAAUUAAUACGCUGCGAACCAAUUUUCGCAAAGAAGUAAAACGUCUUUCACAAGAAAGACGUGAUGUGUCCAAAUUAUGGUACUUUGACGACAUGAAAUUUCUAAUAGACCAUAUAGAAAUGAAAGAAGAGAAUUUCCAUAUUGUGUACGAAGACGGCGAACCGUUAAAUAUAGAAAUCAUUGAUGAAUCAUCUACACUUCCCGACAAAAGUAUUAAACUAAAUAAAAGUGAAUAUGGAAUGCAGUCGAGCGCUGCGAACAUUUCUCAUACUGGAUCAUUAGGCGAGUAUGAACUUAAGUUGGCCGAGACUUGGGCUAUGGAACUGCAAAAGAUGACGCCCGAACAACAGAUUUACGCUAAGAAAGCCAUUAAUGAUAUAAUUUAUGAAGGCCAGCUAGGAAACUUAUACCGAGAUUGUGUACAAAUUUACCCGCCAUGAAUAAGAAUGAUAAAACUUGUAUAACUUUGAGUUGUAUUCAAUAGUCCUUAAUACUAAAGUUAAAACUCUAAAAUAUAUUUGUAAAUUUUCCA
This is a messenger RNA of Bactrocera tryoni, 827 nucleotides long. RefSeq lists its product as uncharacterized. Lineage: Eukaryota; Metazoa; Arthropoda; Insecta; Diptera; Tephritidae. The record is from RefSeq and is a predicted model, not a curated record. The transcript has 2 exons. Bases 94 to 735 code for a protein of 213 amino acids.